This is a messenger RNA of Corylus avellana, 1206 nucleotides long. NCBI's taxonomy places the organism in Eukaryota, Viridiplantae, Streptophyta, Magnoliopsida, Fagales, Betulaceae. The record is from RefSeq and is a predicted model, not a curated record.
AUGGGCGGUGGUGGGCAGGGUCAAGCCAAGCAAUGGCCCACAAUGAGCUUCGAUCUGGUGCUUAAAAUCUUGAGCGAAAUUCAUCAUCCCCAUUUGCUUCUCCUUCUUGGAGCAUGUUUAGAUCACGGUUGCCUAGUCUUUGAGUACAUGGAGAAUGGUAGCCUGGAGGACAGGUUGAUCAGGAAAAAUGGUACACCCCCUAUUCCUUGGUUUGAGAGGUACCGAAUAGCUUGGGAAGUAGCCUCAGCUCUAGCCUUUCUUCACAACUCAAAGCCAAAACCAAUUAUCCAUCGUGAUCUGAAGCCGGCGAACAUUUUGCUUGAUCGUAACCUUGUAAGCAAGAUUGGUGAUGUUGGUCUUUCUAUGAUUCUUCAUUCAGAUUCUUGUGACACGGGACCUGUUGGGACACUCUCGUACAUAGAUCCUGAGUAUCAAAGGACUGGGUCAAUCUCUCCAAAGUCUGAUGUUUACGCUUUCGGGAUGAUAAUUUUGCAGUUGCUGACGGCAAAACCAGCAAUAGCACUGCCCCAUAUCGUAGAAACUGCGUUAAGUGAUGGUCAUUUAUUAGAGAUUUUGGAUCCAGAGGCUGGGAAUUGGCCAAUUGAGGAAACAAAGGAAUUGGCUGAACUGGGACUCAACUGUGCUGAGCUUUGGCGUAGAGACAGGCCUGAUUUAGAAGAAAAAGUACUUCCUGCACUGGAGAGAUUGAAAAAGGUUGCCGAUAGGGCUCAAGAUUCAGCUUCCAGACUUCGACCCUCACCUCCUAACCACUUCAUCUGCCCAAUUAUUAAGGAUGUGAUGGAUGACCCUUGUGUCGCAGCGGAUGGUUACACUUACAACCGUAAAGCAAUAGAGUUCUGGCUUGAAGCGAACAAUACAUCGCCAAUGACAAAUAUGCCAUUGCUUGACAAGAAUCUAAUACCAAAUUACACGCUUCUUUCUGCGAUUAUGGAGUGGAAGUCCAGACACUAAUAACAACAUUCUUUAUUGAUUUUUCAGAAUAAUGCUGAAAAUUGUUAUUGAAUUGCAGACUUUUCUCUACGAUUAUGGAGAGGAGAGUGGAGUGUAGUCCACUGACCGAUGACAUCUACUUUGCUUCGUUCAGUAUAGCCUGACAGAAUUGUUUCUUUGAGGAUUCCUCAACAUGUAUAUGUAAUUAGAUGUAAAAAAAAAUAACAAAAUAAAAACAGAGCUCUUAGUGUUUCA